GAAAUUGAAGCUGAAAAAAAAAAAAAGUUAAAGCAACAUGUAGCUGUACAAGCUAAAAGCCAAGAAAAAAAACGUGAAACUUUAGAAAAUAAGGGAGAACUUAUCAGAUACGAUUCACCCGGGCGACCGUCUUUUCUUCUUUUAAAUCCUGAUCUUCCAGAGCAGAUGCAUUCAUGUAUUGAAUUUG
Racocetra persica is the source of this 187-nucleotide messenger RNA. Lineage: Eukaryota; Fungi; Glomeromycota; Glomeromycetes; Diversisporales; Gigasporaceae. The record is from the annotation of a GenBank genome assembly.